UGAAAUCAGUUUGUCGUGAGACACUGGUGCGAGUGGGCCGUUUUAAGUGAAAAGUGUGACUGGCUUAUGUUUAAAAAACAAAAAGUUUUACUCUUAAAAUAAAUUAUUUUCUAUAUUUGGCAUCAGUAUAAAAAUACACCCGCACUUCACGCUCCACAUAUACGCUCAGGGAAAGAGAACAUCAGUCAAAAGUUACGUCAAACUUUCGUAUCGCCAAAUAAAAGAAGUUCAAAAUGUUGUUCGGAGUAGCCCAAUCGGCUUUUAAGAGUUUGCGCCAGACUACUCCCCGAGUUCGUGUCUAUUUGUACAACAAAAAUGCCUACUCCACACAGAUCGAAUACAAGCCGAUUCGCUCCGUAUUGGUGGCGAAUCGAGGUGAAAUCGCUAUUCGAGUUUUCCGUGCCUGUACAGAAUUAGGCAUCAAGUCUGUAGCUAUAUAUUCCGAACAGGAUAAGAUGCAUAUGCAUCGCCAAAAAGCUGACGAAUCAUAUUUGGUAGGCAAAGGGUUGCCACCUGUGGAGGCUUACUUAAACAUUCCAGAAAUCAUUCGUGUUUGCAAAGAGAACGACGUUGAUGCUGUGCAUCCUGGUUAUGGUUUCCUUUCUGAACGCAGUGAUUUCGCCCAAGCCGUUAUUGAUGCUGGUCUUCGAUUCAUUGGACCCGCACCGAAAGUUGUGCAACAGAUGGGUGAUAAAGUAGCAGCCCGUAUUGCAGCCAUUGAGGCUGGUGUCCCCAUUGUACCUGGCACAGACGGACCCGUGACUACCAAGGCGGAAGCUGUCGAAUUCUGUAAGAAACACGGCUUACCUGUUAUUUUCAAAGCAGCCUAUGGUGGUGGUGGCCGUGGUAUGCGUGUGGUACGCAAAAUGGAUGAAGUAGAAGAAAUGUUUGAAAGAGCAAGUUCUGAAGCCAAGGCUGCUUUUGGCAAUGGUGCUAUGUUUAUCGAAAAGUUCAUUGAACGUCCCCGCCACAUUGAAGUCCAAUUAUUGGGAGACAAGGCCGGAAAUGUGGUUCACUUGUAUGAACGUGAUUGUUCGGUCCAACGUCGUCAUCAGAAGGUGGUUGAAAUUGCUCCCGCCCCUCGUUUGCCCAAGGAGGUGCGUGACCAGAUGACCACUGCCGCUGUUCGCUUGGCUAAACAUGUUGGUUACGAAAACGCCGGUACCGUCGAAUUUCUGUGCGAUGAGAGUGGCAACUUUUACUUUAUUGAAGUGAAUGCUCGAUUGCAAGUCGAGCACACAGUGACUGAAGAAAUUACUGGUAUCGAUUUGGUACAGUCCCAAAUUAGAGUGGCAGAGGGCAUGACACUGCCCGAACUUGGUUAUACCCAAGACAAGAUCAAGUCACGCGGAUAUGCCAUACAGUGUCGUGUUACAACUGAAGAUCCUGCCAAUGACUUCCAGCCCAGCACUGGUCGCCUCGAAGUCUUUCGCUCUGGCGAAGGUAUGGGCAUUCGUUUGGACAGUGCUUCUGCAUUUGCCGGUGCUAUUAUCUCCCCCUACUACGACUCGUUGCUAGUCAAAAUUAUCUCUCACGCCAGUGACCUACAAAGCUCUGCCUCAAAGAUGAACCGUGCUCUUAGGGAAUUCCGUAUUCGUGGUGUCAAAACGAAUAUUCCAUUCUUGCUGAACGUACUUGAAAAUCAGAAAUUCCUCCAUGGUGUCCUGGACACAUACUUCAUCGAUGAGCAUCCUCAGUUGUUUAAAUUCCGUGUGUCCCAAAAUCGUGCUCAAAAAUUGUUGAAUUAUUUGGGUGAGGUCCUAGUGAACGGACCACAAACGCCACUAGCAACUAGCUUGAAACCUGCCGAAGUUAAGCCUAACAUACCCACCGUACCUUUGGACUUGUCCCCCGAGGCCAUUGAGCGUGAAACACGUGGUGAAGCUAAAGUUACCGAACCUCCAAAAGGUUUACGCCACAUAUUAACGACGCAAGGACCUGCAGCCUUUGCUAAAGAAGUGCGCUCCCGGAAGAAUCUCCUGCUGAUGGACACCACAUUCAGAGAUGCUCAUCAGUCUUUGUUGGCUACUCGAGUGCGUUCCCACGAUCUUUUGAAUAUUUCUCCAUUUGUUGCCAACAAAUUCAACAAUUUGUAUGCAUUGGAAAAUUGGGGCGGUGCUACAUUUGACGUCGCCUUGCGCUUUUUGCAUGAAUGCCCGUGGGAGCGGUUGGAGGAUAUGCGCAAAAGAAUACCCAAUAUUCCAUUCCAAAUGCUGUUGAGAGGUGCUAAUGCUGUUGGUUACACCAAUUAUCCCGACAAUGUUGUUUACAAAUUCUGUGAAUUGGCAGUACAAACUGGUAUGGAUAUCUUCCGUGUUUUCGAUUCCUUGAACUACUUGCCUAAUCUUAUUUUGGGCAUGGAAGCUGCCGGUAAAGCUGGUGGUGUUGUUGAGGCGGCAAUUUCCUAUACAGGUGAUGUGAGUGACCCAUCUCGCACUAAAUACGAUCUUAAGUACUACACAAAUUUGGCGGACGAACUGGUUAAGGCUGGAACUCAUGUUCUCAGUAUCAAGGAUAUGGCGGGUCUUUUGAAACCUCAAGCUGCCAGAUUGCUGAUAAGUGCCAUUCGCGACAGACAUCCUGAUGUACCAAUACAUAUCCAUACUCACGACACCUCAGGAGCUGGCGUUGCCUCCAUGUUGGCAUGCGCUGAAGCCGGUGCCGAUGUCGUCGAUGUAGCUGUGGAUUCUAUGUCCGGCAUGACUUCCCAGCCCUCAAUGGGAGCUAUUGUUGCCUCUUUGCAAGAUACGCCAUUGGAUACAAAAUUCCAAUUAAGUGAUAUAUCUGAAUAUUCUGCCUAUUGGGAGCAAACUCGUACGCUCUAUGCUCCAUUCGAAUGUACCACAACCAUGAAGUCGGGCAACGCUGAUGUGUACAUGAACGAAAUUCCUGGAGGGCAAUACACCAAUUUGCAAUUCCAGGCUUUCUCUUUGGGCUUGGGAGAUUUCUUCGAGGACGUGAAGAAGGCUUACAGAGAAGCCAACUUGUUGUUGGGUGAUAUUAUAAAGGUCACACCCUCAUCUAAAGUUGUGGGAGAUUUGGCCCAAUUUAUGGUUCAAAAUAAACUGACUGCCAAUGAGGUGCUGGACAAAGCUGAAGAGCUAUCAUUCCCCAAGUCGGUUGUUGAAUUCUUGCAAGGCUCCAUUGGCAUACCCCAUGGUGGUUUCCCCGAGCCUUUGCGCUCUCGAGUUUUGAAGGAUAUGCCACGCAUUGAAGGACGUCCUGGAGAAAACCUGCCACCCCUGGACUUUGAUAAACUGAAGAAGGAACUGAAAGAAUCACAUCCCCAUGUUUCCGAACGUGACGUCAUGUCUGCCGCUUUAUAUCCAGCUGUUACCGAAGACUACCUGCAUUUCCGAGAAGCAUACGGGCCUGUGGAUAAACUAGAUACGCGCAUUUUCCUUACAGGUCCCAAAGUGGGCGAGGAAUUCGAAGUUAAUCUAGAAAAGGGCAAGACACUUAGUUUGAAGACAUUGGCCAUGGCCGAAGACUUGACACCCAAUGGUGAGCGCGAAGUAUUUUUUGAAAUGAAUGGCCAAUUGCGUUCUGUAUUGAUCCGUGACAAGGAAGCUGUUAAGGAAUUGCAUAUUCAUCCUAAAGCUUCCAAGAGCAAUAAGAAUGAAGUGGGCGCCCCUAUGCCCGGUACUGUAAUUGAUAUUCGUGUCAAGGAAGGCGAUAAAGUCGAAAAGGGUCAACCAUUGGUCGUUUUGUCUGCUAUGAAAAUGGAAAUGGUCGUACAAGCCCCCAAAGCCGGCGUUGUUAAAAAAUUGGAAAUUAGCAACGGCAUGAAACUGGAGGGUGAUGAUUUGCUCAUGACCGUAGAGUAAACUGCCAUCAUAUACUUUUAUACACUCACAAUUGCACACAAUAAGAUCAAUGGAUUUACUUUUUAUAUACCUUUGUGACCAACAUGCCAAGUUAGACUUCUUCAUUGAUUAAUGCUAUAGAUCUUAGAAAGACCAAUCACACGACCACAGAUUCAGAACAUAAAAAAGCGAAGUGACAAGACAUCAAUUUCAAUAUUGUAUAGAUAAAUAAUUAUAUUUAAGCCGAAAACGAUAUACAUGUGUACCACUACCUUGCUAUUCGUAAAGACAUAUAUAAACGACUUUUUGCUGUGUUACUUUAUAAUUAUUAUAUAUUUUACGUUGUGUGUGGUUAUCGCACCAUCCACUCCUCCCCUUCCUUGUCUCUUAGCGGAAAGCGCACAAAACAGUUUGUAAGUUUGUAAUUAUAUUAAUUAUUUUAAUGAUUUGUUUCUUUUAUAUAAAAGUAAAUUGUUUUAAUUUGUUCCAACUAUUAUUAAGUAUUGUAGGCGACACUAUGGUGUAUUCUUAGGAUCUUCUUUAUUUCUCUUUUGUUAUUUUUUACAAACUCCAUUUUACCUAUCUGCUAUUGUUCGUUUGUUUUCUUCAAAAUACCAUGUUUUCUUUUUGCGAAAAUUUUAAUAAAAUCAACCGUUACGACUUUGGACUAAAAUUUAUAACAAAGUAA
Messenger RNA from Stomoxys calcitrans (stable fly), 4494 nucleotides. RefSeq names its product pyruvate carboxylase, mitochondrial (gene PCB). Gene Ontology annotation, molecular function: ATP binding; pyruvate carboxylase activity; metal ion binding. The transcript has 9 exons. Gene Ontology annotation, biological process: pyruvate metabolic process; gluconeogenesis. The record is from RefSeq and is a predicted model, not a curated record. NCBI's taxonomy places the organism in Eukaryota, Metazoa, Arthropoda, Insecta, Diptera, Muscidae. Bases 234 to 3827 code for a protein of 1197 amino acids. Gene Ontology annotation, cellular component: cytoplasm.